Molecule: messenger RNA, 375 nt
Organism: Oncorhynchus nerka (sockeye salmon)
Lineage: Eukaryota; Metazoa; Chordata; Actinopteri; Salmoniformes; Salmonidae
Product: sericin-1-like
Exons: 3
Coding region: 1-375 (124 amino acids)
Source: RefSeq, a predicted model, not a curated record
AUGGGCGGCAGGGUGACGUCAGGUCUGGGUGCCGCUGUCGAUGGAGCCGGGGGUACCUCAGCUGGCUCGUCGGGCUUCCACGCCUUAGCUGGCUCGUCAGGAUUCCACGCCUCAGCUGGCUCGUCGGGCUACCACGCCUCAGCUGGCUCAUCGGGCUACCACGCCUCAGCUGGCUCGUCGGGCUACCACGCCUCAGCUGGCUCGUCGGGCUACCACGCCUCAGCUGCUGGCUCGUCGGGCUUCCAUGCCUCAGCUGGCUCGUCGGGCUUCCACGCCUCAGCUGGCUCGUCGGACUUCCACGCCUUAGCUGGCUUGAGAGAUUUCCUUGCCUCGGUUGGCUUGGCAGGCACCCAUCCCACAUCUGCCUGCGGUUAG